AUGCCCGUCAGCACCACCCCGUACAACCGCAGCGAUGCCGCUUCUACCAGCACCCAUUCGAGUCAGAGUUCCACCUCUGCACGCACCGAUCCUCUGAAUCAGCUUCACCGCAGCAACUUUAUUCAUAACCCUGCGCUGGCGACCAGCAUCUGCACGGAUGAUGAGCUGCUGGACCUCAUCAAAGCGGUCAAGGCCGGAAAAGAUGUUUCGGGACAUCCUGCCAGUGCGCACUUGGAUCGCGACUGGCUCAAGACGCAGACAGUGACGACUCCUGUGCGAGAGAUUCGAGUGGUGCAGGAUACCGCGUUCGAGAUGGUCAAUGCAUCCGCACAGAAAUGUGAGUCCGAAGUGAGAGAGAGCAGUGAUGCCGCCAGCGCUGUAGCGCAUCACAACGCUAACCUCUCCAACGGCCGAAAUCAGCCUCAGCUGCAUCAUCUCAGAGUCGUAACGGCAACGUCCACUCGAAGAGGAGCACUCCGCACUCGUGA
Molecule: messenger RNA, 488 nt
Organism: Ceraceosorus bombacis
Lineage: Eukaryota; Fungi; Basidiomycota; Exobasidiomycetes; Ceraceosorales; Ceraceosoraceae
Source: the annotation of a GenBank genome assembly